Molecule: messenger RNA, 567 nt
Organism: Entelurus aequoreus (snake pipefish)
Lineage: Eukaryota; Metazoa; Chordata; Actinopteri; Syngnathiformes; Syngnathidae
Product: cyclin-D-binding Myb-like transcription factor 1
Exons: 6
Coding region: 91-567 (158 amino acids)
Biological process (GO): regulation of transcription by RNA polymerase II
Cellular component (GO): nucleus
Molecular function (GO): DNA-binding transcription factor activity, RNA polymerase II-specific; RNA polymerase II cis-regulatory region sequence-specific DNA binding
Source: RefSeq, a predicted model, not a curated record
AGCCCGCAGACAGCCUGGCCGUCCUCCAUCCUGGCACUUCGCUUCAUCCUGGUACCUGCAAGUCCCCGGACUAAAAACAGGAAGCGAGUGAUGAGCGCCGCCGAAGAGGAGCGUGAUGGCGACACGCUGGAAACGGUCGAGUCGGUCACACUGACGCACGACGACGACGAUGGCGUCGCAUUACACUCCCCCCCUAACGAUGACGACUGUGAGCCCCCUGCCAAAAAAGUGUGUGUCGCCCCAGAGGACUCAGACUCGUCCUUUUCUGUGGUGGCGGUGCCCAUGGCCGACGACCACGAGCGCUUUGAGGUCACCAUGACAACCACGGCGGAGGGCGGCCUCUCUCAGGAGGGCGUGGCUCACAUUCAGGUCCUGCGUGAGGAGGCGCUGUCGGCCAAUGAGAAGGCGGAGGUGUCGGCCGUCAGCCAGGCGUGGUUCACCACCAAAGAAGACAAAGACUCGCUGACCAACAAAGGUCACAAGUGGAAACAAGGGAUGUGGUCCAAAGAGGAGAUCGACGUUCUCAUGAGUAACAUCAAGCAGUACGUCAAGGUGGGUUCAGUCUAG